UUUCCUGGGCAGACUGUCUUCCCAGGCACUAAAGUAGCAAUGGUGCCUGUCCUGCUGUCCCUGCCUCUCCUUCUGGGUCCUGCAGUCCUUCCGGAGACUGGGCCUUACUCUCUGAUUUUCCUCUACACCGGCUUGUCCAGGCCCAGCAAAGGCUUCCCCAGGUUUCAAGCCACUGCGUUUCUCAAUGACCAGGCCUUCUUCCGCUACAACAGCAACAGCAGGAAGGCGGAGCCCGUGGGGCUCUGGAGCCAGGUAGAAGAAAUGGAGGACUGGGAGAAGGAGAGCCAGCUUCAGAGGGCCAGGGAAGAGAUCUUCCUCGUGACCCUGAAAGACGUCAUGGACUAUUAUGAAGACAGUGCAGGGUCUCACACCUUUCAGGGAAUGUUCGGUUGUGAGCUGUCAAACAACAGAAGCAGUGGAGCGUUCUGGAGGUAUGCCUACGACGGACAGGAUUUCAUCGAAUUCAACAAAGAAAUCCCAGCCUGGAUCCCCUUAGACCCUGCAGCUGCGAACACCAAGCAGAAGUGGGAAGCAGAAAAAGUCUACGUGCAGCGAGCCAAGGCUUACCUGGAGGAGGAGUGUCCUGCGAUGCUGAAGAGGUACCUGAGCUACAGCAGAUCUCACCUGGACCAAAAAGAUCCUCCCACUGUGACCAUCACCAGCCGUGCAACGCCAGGAAGAAACAGGAUAUUCAAAUGUCUGGCCUAUGACUUCUACCCUCAAGGAAUUAGUCUACACUGGAACCAGGCCGGCAAGAUGCCAGCAUCUGAAUCAAGAGGUGUUUUUCCCAGUGGAAAUGGGACGUACCUGUCCUGGGUGGAGGUGGAAGUCCCUGCUCAGGACAGAGACCCCUACUUCUGCCACGUGGAACACAGUGGACUGUCCCAAUCUCUCUCAGUGCAGUGGGAUGAGGCAAAGAGAGCAAAAGCCGAAAGCAAGGUGGCAACUCGGCCUCAGUAAGUCACUCUCUCUGCGUGACGUGAGAGAGAGUUGAACUUCAGAAGUCAUUGUCACCCACAAGCCUUCCAUGGGCAGCUGUACAACAGCCAACAAGAAUCCAAGGAACAGGUGUGGGGACAGAAGACUUCAAUACCAAGCACUGAGUUUACACUCAACGUCAAAUCACCUGGUCUUGAAAAACUCUUCACUGAUUAACCUGUAAGCCCUCACAGUGCCCCUCAUGCCUGGCACUGUAUAGGAAGGUGUUUUAACCUCGGAGAUUAUAAAAGUAUGAGUUGACGUUCA
Microtus ochrogaster (prairie vole) is the source of this 1245-nucleotide messenger RNA. It is a transcript of the gene Azgp1, whose product is annotated as alpha-2-glycoprotein 1, zinc-binding. The record is from RefSeq and is a predicted model, not a curated record. Gene Ontology annotation, biological process: antigen processing and presentation of endogenous peptide antigen via MHC class I via ER pathway, TAP-independent; positive regulation of T cell mediated cytotoxicity; antigen processing and presentation of endogenous peptide antigen via MHC class Ib. Gene Ontology annotation, cellular component: external side of plasma membrane. NCBI's taxonomy places the organism in Eukaryota, Metazoa, Chordata, Mammalia, Rodentia, Cricetidae.